Coregonus sp. 'balchen' is the source of this 7251-nucleotide messenger RNA. NCBI's taxonomy places the organism in Eukaryota, Metazoa, Chordata, Actinopteri, Salmoniformes, Salmonidae. The record is from the annotation of a GenBank genome assembly.
AUGAGGUCCACGGGCUUCUGGAUGAGGCCAGCAGGAGUGCCCUGCAAGGCCACCAGCUGGCCAGAGGACAUCCUCAAGGUCUUCAAAGUGGAUGUGGCGGGGGACAUGGAGACUGUCCACCCCCCAUCCUUCUGCCAGCGCUGCUGGACGUUGGCCAUGCGAGGAGGGGGCUUCUGCAGCUUCUCCAGGACCCAUGUCCUUGAGUGGAGACCCCACACCACCCACUGCUCCCUUUGCCUACCUUUGCCCCUUUUGAAACCCUCCCUACAGCGGAAAGGGAGGAAGAGAAGGAAGCCCCCUCGUGGAGUCCCAACACCUGGCCAAGAGGACCAAGUGGGACGUCCAGGAUAAUGCUGAUACUGUUGGGGAGAAGAGAGCCUGGAGAACAGAGACAGAGCACCACCAGGGACCUGGCCUUAGACCCUGGGUGAGACCCAGCUUCCAGAGAGCUCAGUGGGUGAAGAGCAUAACCGUCUGCCAAAAAGAGCACCUGAGUGCCAGGCUGCUGACCGAGAACCUCCCUGUGGACUUCCUGAGCUCAGACACCUGUGAGGUGUGUGACCACCUGCUGUCUGUGUUACGGUCCGGCUCUGUUGGUCCUGUUCCUGUUGGUGUUCCUUUCCCUUUUCUCCCCUGUGUGUGUUGUUUGUGUCUGUCUCCCCCUGCUGUGCAGUCAGAGGUUCUAGGUCAGCGGGCGUGGCCAUUCUAUCAUCAGAUCAGUUACAUCAAGCUGCAGCUCAUUGGCACCAAUCAAGCAGCAGAUAUCUACCCGGGCUGGACACCUCUCCAGCGCCAGUUCGUUCCUACACUUCCAGUGGUAACUUGGCCCGUACAGCACUCUCAGUGUAGUUGUACUCUCUCAGUAUUAUUGUUGUUCCUGCCACGUUUUGUAACCUGUCUCUCCUUCGACCAGAUCUCGUCUGUUCCUGCUGCCUGCUUGCCUGCCUGCCUGCCUGCCAUUCCCACGCCGCUACCUGCUCCUCUGUUGCCUGAUAUCCUCGUUAUCCAGCUCUCAGGACUACUGGCUCUCCACUCCACUCAGCUCCUACCCCAGCCUGAAGCUAUUCCACCCUGACUACUUACCUCUGCCAAUACACGUUGAAUAAACUACAUCCUAAUUUUACUCUCUUUGUCCGUGUGUCCGUCUCUGCACCUGAGUCCCCCACCCAACCUAAUAGAACGAACUGGCCCAACAUGGACUCAGCAGAGAUGCCACAUGAAACAACGGAGGAUGGCGUACAACACGCCCUCCAUUCACAAGGAGUACUAUUGGGACAACACGACCAACUCAUCCGGACUCUAUUGGAUAACAACCAGCAGUUGUUGGAUCAAGUAUCUCAUCUCACCUCUCAGGUAGUUAACCUGGUAACACUCACUACCCUUUCUCCCUCUGCUUCUCCUCCGCCUGUUCCUCCUACAGUGGCUCCAGGCUCGGCUUCCGCUCCUGCCCUUCGGGAACCCCCUACAACCUCACCCGAACCUUUCACCGGGGACCUGAACAAGUGCCGUGGUUUCCUGCUUCAGUGCCGCUUGGUGUUCCAACAGAAGCCCCUGUCCUUCUCCACGGAAUCCUCAAAGGUACAUUACGCUCUGGGGUUACUGAGGGGCAAAGCUUUGAUUUGGGCAGAAGCGGCUUGUUCUACUCAGCAGAUCGCCAGCCUGUCGUUUGACGAUUUUUCCUCUCAAUUGAAAGUUGUGUUUGAUCACCCGGACCAUGCCGGGACCGCCACAAAGAGACUGUUGAAGCUACGACAGGGCAUGGGUAGCGUGGCUGAAUACGCCAUUGAUUUUUGGACCUUGGCAGCCGAUUCCAAGUGGAAUGACGAAGCUCUUCAGGGAGCGUUUGUUAACGGGUUAAGUGACACGAUUAAGAAUGAACUAGCUGUUCGUGAAGAGCCUGCUAACCUUCAUGUUCUCGUUUCCCUUGCUACACGAAUAGACCACAGGCUACGGGAGAGGAGACAGGAGAGGGGCGGUCGGGUCCACACCGCAGGCGGGGCUCCCUCGCUUUCUGCAACCCGAGCAACAUCACCACUCGGACACCGCCCACACACCUCAGCGGAUCCCUCCAUGGAACUAGACGAGCCCAUGCAGCUGGGCCGUGCUCGUCUGUCCCCUGCCGAAAAGGAACGGCGCAUGCGGGUUGGUGAGUGCAUGUACUGUGGGGACCGCACUCAUUUCCUGAUUAACUGUCCGGUUCGCCCAAAAAGACAAAGCUCGCAGGUAAAAGUGGGCGUACUUGCGAGUGCUACACCUGACUCAAUGCCCACAGCACCCCGUCUAGUUAUCCCAGCUACAGUCCAGUUCAGGAAUCUGUCUCUCCCAUUAGCUGCUCUCAUUGACUCUGGUGCUGAGGAUAAUUUUGUUGACGUUAACCUGGUCACUCAGGCGGAGAUCCCUGUUAAGCCCCUGCCUAAGCCUAUAACAGUAACCGCUAUAGACGGCCGUCAGUUUGCCAACAUCACCCACCAAACUGUCCCCGUUUCUCUCAUGCUGUCCGGCAAUCACAAAGAAACCAUCCAGUUUAAAGUAGUCUCCUCCUCGGCCUCCCCCCUUAUCCUCGGUUUCCCCUGGCUUAGCCUUCACAACCCCCAUAUUGACUGGCAAAACCACAAGAUACACAGUUGGAGCACUCACUGCCAUUCUGCUUGCCUUGGGUCGGCUAUUCCGCCCUCGGUAGGUUCCCCUGCUUCCCCUGUCAAAACCCCAGACCUCUCUUCAGUCCCUGAGGAGUACUUGGACCUGGCUGAGUUUACAGACAAUGAAGACUCCAGCAAUCCUGAACCUAUUCUUCCCGCUUCCUGUUUGGUGGCGGCGGUUCACUGGGAAAUCGAGUCCCUCGUCCGAUCGGCACAAGAGUCGGAACCUGGACCGGCCGAUGGCCCCCCCGACCUUCUCUAUGUUCCCGCAGCAGUGCGGCCGCAAGUGCUCAACUGGAUCCACACCUCGCGCUUCUCCUGCCACCCUGGUAUGAACCGUACACUGUCGCUACUGAAGAGGCACUUUUGGUGGCCAUCCGUCGAGACUGACGUCCGGGAGUACGUGGCGGCCUGCUCCAUCUGUGCCCAAAAUAAGGCUUCCCACCGGGCUCCUUCGGGCCUGCUGCGGCCUCUCCCAGUCCCGAGUCGUCCUUGGUCUCACGUGGCCUUGGACUUCGUCACUGGACUUCCUAUGUCUGAGGGUAAUGACACCAUACUCACCAUCGUGGACAGAUUCUCUAAAUCUGCCCAUUUUGUUGCAUUACCAAAAUUACCGUCUGCCAGUGAGACGGCCGACCUCUUUGUCCUACAUGUAUUCCGUCCCCAUGGAAUACCUGUGGACAUAGUGUCCGAUAGAGGUCCACAGUUCAUUUCUCGGGUAUGGAAGGAGUUUUGUUCUGCUCUGGGUGCCUCUGUCAGUCUCUCAUCAGGGUUCCAUCCCCAGUCCAAUGGCCAGACUGAGAGGACCAAUCAGGACCUGGAGGCUGCUCUACGCUGUGUGACAUCCCAGAACCCGUCCACCUGGGCCAAACAUCUCCCGUGGGUCGAAUAUGCCCACAAUUCCCUCACCUCAUCUGCCACCGGCCUUUCACCAUUUGAGGCGGCUUUGGGGUACCAACCGCCAUUGUUCCCGUCUCAGGAAAAGGAGUUAACCGUCCCGUCAGUUCAGGAUAACCUUCGUCGCUGCCGCAAGGUGUGGGUGGACACCCGUGAGGCCCUUCUACGGACAGCAGAGCGCAACAAGAGAGUGGCGGACAGGCACAGGGUAGUCGCUCCCCAGUUCCAGCCUGGUCAGCGAGUCUGGCUCUCCUCCAGCAACAUCCCCCUGCGCACUGACUCCCGUAAACUGUCGCCCCGGUAUUUGGGUCCUUUUGAGGUCGAAUCCAUCAUCAACCCUUCGGCUGUUCGGUUGAAGCUUCCCCAGGCCAUGAGAGUCCAUCCUACAUUUCACGUGUCCCAGCUGAAGAUGGUCUCCUCCAGUCCUUUGUGUCCGCCGGUGGAUCCCCCUCCGCCACCGCGCAUUAUUGACGACCAUCCAGCCUACACGGUUCGGAGACUGCUGGACGUCCGAAGGCGUGGUAGAGGGCUUCAGUACCUGGUGGACUGGGAGGGAUACGGUCCCGAGGAGAGGUCCUGGAUUCCCAGACGUUUUAUUCUGGAUCCUCAGCUAGUGAAUGACUUCCAUAGGGACCACCCUGACAAGCCGGGUGGGUCGCCGGGUGGCGCCCGUUGAGGGGGGGGUACUGUUACGGUCCGGCUCUGUUGGUCCUGUUCCUGUUGGUGUUCCUUUCCCUUUUCUCCCCUGUGUGUGUUGUUUGUGUCUGUCUCCCCCUGCUGUGCAGUCAGAGGUUCUAGGUCAGCGGGCGUGGCCAUUCUAUCAUCAGAUCAGUUACAUCAAGCUGCAGCUCAUUGGCACCAAUCAAGCAGCAGAUAUCUACCCGGGCUGGACACCUCUCCAGCGCCAGUUCGUUCCUACACUUCCAGUGGUAACUUGGCCCGUACAGCACUCUCAGUGUAGUUGUACUCUCUCAGUAUUAUUGUUGUUCCUGCCACGUUUUGUAACCUGUCUCUCCUUCGACCAGAUCUCGUCUGUUCCUGCUGCCUGCUUGCCUGCCUGCCUGCCUGCCAUUCCCACGCCGCUACCUGCUCCUCUGUUGCCUGAUAUCCUCGUUAUCCAGCUCUCAGGACUACUGGCUCUCCACUCCACUCAGCUCCUACCCCAGCCUGAAGCUAUUCCACCCUGACUACUUACCUCUGCCAAUACACGUUGAAUAAACUACAUCCUAAUUUUACUCUCUUUGUCCGUGUGUCCGUCUCUGCACCUGAGUCCCCCACCCAACCUAAUAGUCUGAGCCCGUCCAAUCCCCCUGCAGACACCUCUUCUGCCGCAGCUGCAUCACUAAAUACAUCUGCUCACUGGACCUCCACUGCCCGGCUUUCACCCUGCCCUGCGCCCCUGUCGACCUCACUGCCCCGGCUAAGGCCUUCCUUGGGGUGCUGCACUCCCUGCCGCUCCUCUGCCUCAGAGAGAGCUGUGGGGAGCGGAUACAGCUGGACUCCUUCAGCGCCAACUGCCUGGGUCAUCAGCUGGAAGAAGAGGAGGGUGGCCGCAGGUCUCCAGAGAAGAGCCUGGACAACUUCCUGCCUGUCAACAAAGGGGUAGGCCCCGACAGCAUCUCUUGUCACUGACGAGGCGCGCCCAGAAGCACCGGCUGAGGGACCUGAAGACCCAGGUGAAGGUGUCUGCAGACAAGGAGGAAGGUGGAGACACCAAGUCGGUGUGCCUGACCCUGUUUGUGCUAGCUUUGAGGGAGGGAAACGAACACCGGCAGGCAGACGAACUGGAGGCCAUGAUGCAAGGUUGGAGUCUGGGCAUUCAGGGGCUCACACAUAAAACCAACACGAUUUAAUGUAAUCACAGGCCUUGGUUCACUUAUUGUUAAGAUUAGAGUAUUGUAUGUUCAAAGAUACAGUUUGCAUAAACAUUCACAACUACGCACUGUAGGGGAUGUUUGUAAAUGAAAAAGCUUGAUACACAGUCUGUCUUCUCUUUCCUCUCCCUCUCUCUCUCCCUCUCUCACCUCUCCUCUCUCUCUCUCACACCCCCUCUCUCUCACCCCAUCUCUCUGUCGCUCCCCUUUGCAUUCUCUCUCUAAUGCACAAUAACAACUUUUGUCAAGAGCCUGUUAGGCUCAAAACAACAUCAGCAGCACUUGUAUCUGCAAAUUAUACUGGCAGCACAGUCCUCCACUCUGGGGAAUAGAGGCCAGCUGGAGUCUGUUUUCAUCUGCAGCCAAUACAUCAGUUUAUGCCAGCUUCACUGAUUCACCCCGCUGUCCCCGGCAUAACAUUUAUAAUGACAACAAAUGCAGGGGUGCAAUUAAGAGGUAUUCCCUACUGAAAUUAUCAGCAGAGUGCUAGAAUUAGCUUGUGGACUUCUGUCUUGGUACAUGCCUUUGUUUCUUCUUCUACUCUUUUCGCUCUUGCCGGUUCGAUCGAGCGAUAGUAGGCCCUGAGUCGUCGGCGCGAUGAGAAUGGAGAGAGCGUCGCUCUCAUGCUCUCUCUCUCUCUCUCUCUCUCUCUCUCUCUCUCUCUCCUCUCUCUCUCUCUCUCUCUGCCGGUUCCGAUGAUACGAUGUGGCCCUGGUGUCGGCCUUGAAGAACCUGGAGGAGGACAUCAUGGAGGGGCUGAGGGAGCGAGGCCUGGAGGACAGCACCUGUAUCUCAGGCUUCAGCGUCAUGAUCAAGGAGUCCUACAAUGGCAUGGGCGACUUUAGUGAGACAAGGCGGAGGGCCAGCCAUCCCGGAAAAGGUUGUGCGUUUCUCCAUCACCAUCAUGUCCGUCUCUAUAAAGGCUGAGGGAGAAGAUGAGGCGAUCACCAUCUUCCGGGAGCUCAAGCCCAACUCAGAGAUGUCUUGCAAGCUGCUCUGUCUGAUGUUUGUGGACGAGUCAGACCACGAGACACUCAGAGAAGUCCUGGGGCCUGUGGUGGCCAAAAGGAACGCUAUGAAGCACAGCCGUCUCAUUCUGUCUGUGGGCGGCCUUUCUCGUUCCUUCGGCUUCCACUUCAGGGGCACGGGCUACAACGAGAAGAAGGUGCGAAAUAUGGAGGGUUUGCAGGCUUCAGGCUCCACUUACAUCUGCAUGCUGUGUGAUGCCACUCGGGCAGAGGCCUCCCACAACAUGACUCUCUACUCUAUUACCUGCAGCCACGGUGGAGUGCUACGAGCUCUGGAGGACCAACCCUUAUUCUGAAUCCACUGAGGAGCUGCGAGACCAGGUCAAAGGCAUCUGCCAAGCCCUUCAUGGAGACCCAGCCGACCCUGGACGCCUUGCGCUGCAAUAUCGGCAACGCCACCGAGUUCUACAAGAUCUUCCAGGAUGAGAUAGGGGAGGUCUACCACAAUGCCAACCCCUGCCAGGAGCAGCGUAGGAGCUGGCGGGCCACCCAGAGGAAGAAGAUGAAGUUGAGGAGGCGGUGUGUGAGCUAUUGCACUUAGAGGAGCGGCAGGAGGCCCUGAGGGAGCUGAUGGGGCUCUACCUCCAGAUGAAGCCUGUGUGGCUCUCCAUGUGCCCGGCCAGGGAGUGCCCAGACCAGCUCUGCCGGUAUAGCUUCAACUCCCAGCGCUUCGUAGAGCUGCUCUCCACUGUCUUCAAGUACAGGUAUGAUGGCAAGAUCACCAACUACCUGCCCAAGACUUUGGCCCACGUGCUGGAGAUCGUGGAGAGGGCUGGAAGACGUGCUGAAGCACCACUGGCUCUACACCUCUAA